Molecule: messenger RNA, 2573 nt
Organism: Armigeres subalbatus
Lineage: Eukaryota; Metazoa; Arthropoda; Insecta; Diptera; Culicidae
Product: protein rolling stone
Exons: 6
Coding region: 701-1621 (306 amino acids)
Cellular component (GO): membrane
Source: RefSeq, a predicted model, not a curated record
GUGCGGAUUCCUAUUUGAACGGUCCCGAUCUAAUACCGAGUGACAAUUAAUAGAGUGACCAACGACGGUAUAGUUCUAUUUAAUUUAUCUUAAUUGAUUUUGCACAAAAAAGAAGCCACACACGCUCCCUUUCCCCCGGCAGCGCCGCAGCAGCCGAUCGACGACGGUGGCAGAAUUUCGAGGUGAUACCUCGCCGCAUUCGACCGUUGGUCAGUGCCGAUUGUGCCCUCGCCGGGAGAAGAUACACCUAAAGUGAAAGAAGAUACAGAUCUCUGCGAUCUGUGCUGCUCGCCGAAGACGCCCGCGCCACGCUCGAGUUCUAAUUGUCGCGAUCUAUCAAUUUCUCGGAAGAUAAGGUCAUUUUGAUCAACGUGUGUUCAACUGAAGCGAGGCAGUGAUACCCACGAGUGGCCCAUGUGCUGUGUUGUUUAUGAAUGAAUUCCAGCCGGUGUAACCGAGUUACGAAUCUGAGUGAAUUGAAUUGUGCUGCUGCCUUUUAACGAAGCCAUUUCCGCCAGCCGGUGUAAAUAAGUGCAGACUAUUGUAUUUUGAUUUGCUUUCCCCGGGCUGUAGCCGUAGAGCCCAGUAGAGCCAACAUCAGUUUGUUUCGUUCGAUCACAUUACCGUUCUGUUGUAGACACCUGCCUAUUUAUUUUUGCAGCGCUUUUUGCAAUACAUUCGUUCGGAUUAAUUUAGAAUCAUGGUCACCAAAAUAUGGCGGAGUUGCUUUCCGUCAUCCGAAAACUCACCACAUCACGUCGAACGGCAUCACUUCUAUCUGUGUCAGUGGCAAACUAACACACAGGUCGGGAUAUGCUACCUAAUGUAUCGGUUAAUCGUGGCCAUACUGUUACUGGCAGUAUUGGCCUGCUCGGCGCUGGACAUUGGCCGAUCGGAACCGAUGCUGGAGCAUCACUACGCCAAAUGGUGGAUCUACCUGACGCACUGGGCACUGAUAGCGUGCGCCCUGCAGGCCUGGCUGGCUGCAAUUAUCGUUACCAAAGGACUGAUGAUUGACCGGAACGAGUUCGAAUGGAAUAUUCAUGUUGCCCGGGAGAGUCGACUGCAUGCCGUCUAUUGGGUUGUCUACACGAUUGCCACAGUUUACUCGUUCAUCGUCACGAUAGUCUAUUGGACGUUUGUUUACGACCCGGAGAUUCACCGAGUGGACGCCGUGAAUCUGAUGGUGCACGUGCUCAACUCCGUCAUAAUGCUAAUCGAUUUGACCAUCGUGGGACACCCAAUCAGGCUGAACCAUGCCUACUGGACGACCGGCAUCGGCGUGCUGUAUGCGCUGUUCUCGGUCAUAUACUACCUGGCUGGCGGCACGGACAGGCACAACGAGUCCAGCAUCUACAAGAUGCUCGACUGGCAGAAGCCGGGCAAGUCGAUUGUGAUUUGUGUGCUGGGAGUCUUUUUCGUGUUUGUCAUCCACUUCCUGUGCUACUGCAUGUACUGCCUGCGGGUGUGGCUGUAUGCGCGGUUCUGCCUCCCGGAGCCCAUCCGAAAUGGGUCCCGCAGUGGCGAGAAGAUUAGCUGCAUCACCAGAAGCCUCUCGACGAUGGAGGAAUCCCAGCGGGAGCAGUUCCUCAACCCGUCGACCGUCAUCGAUCUCAAGUGAUACGAGGAAGCAGCGCAGCAGCAGCAGCAACAACAACAACCGCAGCCGCAACCCUCCGGUUCCGGCUCCAGUUCCGCCUACCGGGCCGGGGGCACCGAUCCUUCGGCCCAGCCACAGAAACAACACAAGCAGCAGCAACAACAACAACAUCACCAACAGCAGCGACAGUAUCAUCAAGAGUAUCAUCAAGAGACACAGCAGCAGCCAUUCACAUGCUCUCGUUAGCUCAAGUAAUUUAUGAUAACCUUCUUAAGAGUCAUUGUUCGGUAGUAUAUCGUUCGGAAGGACAAAUUAUCCUUCAGAUUGUUUGAUUAAAAAAGGAAAUUUAAACUCUUAACAAUAACCUAAAUGGCGACGAAAGUAACAGUGAGUUGUUUAGCGCAGUAACAAUUCGUGUAAAUUGGUACUAAAAUUUUAAGUAGGGUGUUAGCUCUGAAGGUGAGUUUUUUGUAUACAACAGUUUUAAACUAAAGAAAGUUUAAAGGAGAAUAUUAAUCGACUGUUAAGAAGCAUUGAGAAAAUGCGGUAGAAUCAUUGAACUAUAUAUUCUAUAUUAUCACAAUUAGCAAAGGGCCGGUGUGAUUGAUGAUGCAGUUUUCGAUCUCAGGAUAUAAAAUGUUUGGCAUUUAAGCAGUGAUAAGCACGUUCCUAUUACACACAACAGUAUUGCUCUGAUGAUUGUAUUAUCUUCAUACUAAGUUACAUUCUUUGAGAUGUGAAAUUGCCAAUAGACAUAAUUAAUCAUUUAGCUAUUAUACAAGCACUAUCAUUACGAAGAUAUUUUACUUUUUAGUACCAGUCUGAAUAUUUAGUCAAUUUAGGUCGUUAAUCAAGGAUCAAUUUAGGUAGUUUACUAUAUCUUUUGAAUUAUUUCCUUAUUGCACCUCAAUGAUAAUUGUGACAUUUGCAUGCUAGAAGUAUCUAAUUGAAAAUAAAAAUGAAUAACGAAGAA